CAAAGAGGACAUUCUUUCCUACAUGGCGAUUACAUAGCGAAGAAAUAUAAUUUGUGCUCACGCAAAGCUUUCAAGAUGAUUCUAUAGUUGCCGUUGCAAACACACCCGUGCAAUUUCUUGCACCAUGGCGCCCCAAAAUGCAGUCGUUUUCCGUGCGCUUGUCGCUUUUUCCCUUUAUACUUUUGGACCAGAAGAAGUAGAUGAUGGAGUUAUACGAGAGUCUUAUGACCGACGACUGGCUGUUGGACACAGGAGUUGCCCCAGCCUUUUAUGAAUCCGACCCAGCUCCUGAUGAUGGCCUCAUUAAACCAUGCUUUCAAGCCAGCAGCAACAGUGGUGUAGACCUUUUAUCAAAAGCCUAUGAGGAUGAAGGUCUUGGCGUUGACCUUGAUUGGCUGGACAACAGAAUUGACUUCAGUCUGUUGGAUGGCCUUGAGUUGUUGAAGGAGGAACCACCAAUAGAAGAUCCCAUCCCACCACCAGUCAAGAACCAUGAAGGUCAGCUGUCUGACUUUCAGGCAGCUGCCUUUGACCUCUUGGAGUCGCUCAUGGUGGAGAACAACUCAGAACCUGAGGUCAGCUACACGACCUUGACCCCCCAGUAUAUUGCUCCCAGCUCCCAACCACUGGGAAUUGAGCAAGGUGAUCAAGUUUUACCUGACUGCCCUGUCAGUUUGGACUCCAGUAUGAUAUCCCCUGCAGGGAGUAUUAUUCUGUCAGAGGAUUUGGUCAUCAGUCCCCAGUGGGAUGGGAGCUGCCCCAUGACACCAGAGGAAGUCGAAAGCCUCUUGUCAUCUCCCCCAAUCUCUCCAAGCGAUUCCUUUCACAGCAGCGACAGUGAGUGGUUACCUUCUGAAGAGCCAAAGAAGGCUCGUGCUAAGCCCUAUGCAAGGCCCAGUGAGAAGUAUGAAGUAGCCACUGCCACUCCAAAGGUCAAGGGCUUUGACCCUAAGACCAAAAAGGAACGCAAGAAAGUUCAGAACAAAAAUGCUGCAACUCGGUAUCGUCAGAAGAAAAAGACCGAGGCUGAUGUCACGGCAAGCGACUUCGAAGUGUUAACUGAUCGUAACACUGAACUGAAAAGGAAAGUUGAUGAAAUGGAGCAUGAGAUCCAAUAUAUGAAGGGUAUCCUCAAAGACAUUUAUAAAGUAAAAGGUCUCAUCACUGAUUAAGCACUUACAUGUACAAUCAUACUUGUGUAGUUUGCGUUUCAUAUAACACUUCAUAACUUGUGUGCACUUGAUACUUGAUCAAUGGUUAACCUCAAAGGAAUCGUAUGCUCAGAAAUUGAGUUCAUAUACGGUAUGCUAAAAAAAACCCAAAACAUUUUUUGAUCCAUACCAGUUUGUAAUUUUUGGUCAAAGUUAUGUGACUAUCACAUUUUUGAGAAACACAUUUGUGUUGUUAGUCUCUGUCCUUUUGGGGUUAACCAAUUGAUUGUAAAAAAAUCAUUAGCACUAUCUUGUAAUCGAAUCAUGUCAUUUUCAGCGAGUGCUUGUUGUUGCUGUAUUGUAAAUAAUUGUCAUGUGUUUAUGAAAAGCCAUCAUCAGUACAAGUACCCAAAACCAGAAUCCUGAGAGAAAGUUUUUCAAUUAAAAAGCAACCAAAAUUUGUUCCAUUUCUUGAGUUGGUGAAGAUAAUCUAUCAUCUAGGGGAAUGGUUGUGUUGACUUUCUAAACAUCUAGAUUUAUUGUUGCCGUUAAAAAUCUCUGUUUUGGAGUCUUCUCUCAGUUUUGUCCUUUACAUUGCAUAAAAGGUCUGCUAUGACCACUUUUGUUUCGGGCAACCUGUUCUUUUUGUUCUUUACAAUUGGACACAGGUUCCCCAGACCAAAUUUGGUCCUUCUGGCUGUGCAAUAAUGAUCUAUUUAGUACUUUCUACUUAAGUGGACCAACAGUAUUGGUGAUCUCAGUACACUCAGGAAUUCUGCACAAACUCCAAUGUUUUACAUGUCAAAUUUUCAUAGGAACUGGUUUUGGGUACAGUAGGAUUCCGUCGAUAGAUACAUGUAUUGAUGAACAUGUAUUUGGUGUGGUAUUUUUAACCACAAUGCCUCAUUUAUAUCCCUUGCCAAUAGUAACAAAUGGAGAAUCCUAGAGUCCGUCGGUGCAUGUUAUUGACAUUGUGGAUAAAUUGGUACUGUACUUGUGCUUUGCUUUUUGCACUGCCUGACUUGGGAAUGCCCAGAUGUACGAAGAAUUUUCUACAUGUAUAAUGACAUGAGCAAUGCCAAUGUGACUCUCUGAUUCGCGCUCAACUGGCUGUCUCACUCCAUUUUAAAGAAGUUCUAAAUUGGGACUAGUUCAGCUGUCUUAUUUGAUUUGUUUGUCUUCCAUGCAAACCAAAUGUACAGCUGGUAUUGUUUUGAAAAUUUUGCAAAGAUCACCUAUCUCUUUGAGUAUCUAAUUGUUUAAACUAUAUUAUGUAGUGGUAGUUUAACUAUUCACCGAAAUUGUAGUACCUUCGUUGUACUCGUAAAAUAAAGGAGUAAAUGAAAA
This is a messenger RNA of Lineus longissimus, 2498 nucleotides long. Its product is annotated as cyclic AMP-dependent transcription factor ATF-4-like. Gene Ontology annotation, biological process: regulation of transcription by RNA polymerase II. Gene Ontology annotation, molecular function: RNA polymerase II transcription regulatory region sequence-specific DNA binding; DNA-binding transcription activator activity, RNA polymerase II-specific. The coding region runs from base 201 to 1172 and encodes 323 amino acids. The record is from RefSeq and is a predicted model, not a curated record. Gene Ontology annotation, cellular component: nucleus. Lineage: Eukaryota; Metazoa; Nemertea; Pilidiophora; Heteronemertea; Lineidae. The transcript has 3 exons.